Molecule: messenger RNA, 1961 nt
Organism: Oppiella nova
Lineage: Eukaryota; Metazoa; Arthropoda; Arachnida; Sarcoptiformes; Oppiidae
Source: the annotation of a GenBank genome assembly
AUUUCCUACAUUACAUCCAACAGCUACCGGAGCCGUUGAUGACAUUCCGACACUACCCGGAGUUCAUACAUAUCGCCAAAUCAUAUCCGGCGUCCGAAACGCACGAGACCUCCGAUGAGGAGGAACUGGAGAUCGUCUCUGAGCUGAAGUCGGCUGUCCGUCGGCUACCGAAAGCGCACUUCAAUUCACUCGCCUUUUUGAUGCACCACUUGAAACGGGUCUCGGAGUCGAGUCACGAGAAUAACAUGCCUUCCAGUAAUUUAGGCAUUGUUUUUGGGCCAACACUUCUGAGAACUAGCGACGGCGACGCCUCCCUAUCAUCACUGGUAGACACCGUCCAUCAGAGCCGAGUCGUGGAGCUGUUGAUCACGUACUCCAGCGAAGUGUUCGGCAGUGAGGGGGCCGGGGAUGGCGACGACGAGGUGGACCUCAUGAUCGAGAACUCCCCCAAACAGUCCAAAGUAUUCAAAUCGGCCACUUGUGUGACCAUUUCCGGCCAGAAGGUGGUCACCGGUAACCACAACAACAACAACAACGAUGCCAUCAAUAAUAUGAACAAUAGGGUGGAUAUAGUGGAGGCCAGGCGUCAGUUCUUCACGAGCCCCGCCUCCCCGCCCCAGUACAGGACCUCAGCGCCGGCAGCCCCGCAGGCCGCGCAGAUCGGCUUCAGUACGAUAUCACCCUUUUCGCAGUCCAUCUCCUCGUCCCCCACACCGCACCCGAAGCUGAGGAGGACGUCGUCGUCCCAACAGUCGGGCGCCGGCACUAUGAAUGAGUUGUCCAGAUCUGCAUCCCAUGCCUUCACCACCACCUAUAAUGCCCGUCAGAUCAAAUAUGAUGACAAGGAUGUGAUAGACCUCGAAAAAAUCGGAUCCACUCAAAGGGACGAGACGUUCAACAUAUGGUUCAAAAAGAUGAUAUUCAAGCCAUCGGUAGUGUUUGGAUCCCUGGGCCCUGAGUUGAGGCCUACGUAUCGGUUUGUGAUAGCAUUGCAACAGAAGUUAGUGAACGGUGUCUACGAAAGGGUGACUAAAACCUAUGAUUGGGAGGAAAGGAGGCGUGAAUUUCGGGACUGUACUGACCAACAGAGUCGAGAUAUACCGCUAUUUAUCAGUAUAUUGAACACAACACUACACAUCAAUGCUAUCUUUCCCUUCUAUGACCACAAUAAGUAUGCUGUCAUUUUUGGUGGUCACCCGUCCGGUCCCAGGGCUUGUCUCGCCACUACAAACCUGACCGACAGUCUAGAGUGUUCACCGGAUAACUUGUAUUUUGUGAUAAAUUGUGACAUAACUUACCGGACGGCCAAUACUGUGCUCAUGAUAGUAGUCAUAUCACUGGUCAUUGUAUUCCUAUGCGUUGUGUUUCUCAUGUUUGGCGUUUGGUUUUCCUGUAGAAAUGGAAAGACUGAUAAUAUAAAUAUAACUCAAUUGAAAAAUACUGAAACAGCGUCUAUGGCAUCGGUAUCAACCAUCAACUCAAACACUGGGGAACAGGUGUCACACACGGGUUCACCUAAUCUUAGGAGUAAGAGUAUAACUGAUCGCAAGUGUAAGGCUAGUAAAAAGAAAUACGAGACUGUGAUAGACGUCCAAAAGGUUGGAUCUAAUGAUUGGAGAGAUAUCUUCAAUCCGUGGUACAAAUCCUCAUACAAGCCGUCCGUCGCGUUUGGAUCUCUCGGCAAUGAAUUGAUACCAAAAUAUUGGUUUGUGUUUACAAUACAACAGACGGAAAGGAAUGGCGUUUAUGAGAGACAGUCAGAGAUAUACGGUUGGAAUGAAACGGAUCAGUCGUUGGUGAAUAUGACGGACGCUAUGGGCCAUGAAAUACCGGUAUUUGUCCAGCAAUUGGAUGGGAAACUACACAUCAAUGCUAUCUUUCCCUUCUAUGAGCACAACAACGCAGCCAAUCUGGAACUGGAACACAUCGACACCACUACCAGUCCCGUCAGUAACGUAUAA